Molecule: messenger RNA, 8158 nt
Organism: Calidris pugnax (ruff)
Lineage: Eukaryota; Metazoa; Chordata; Aves; Charadriiformes; Scolopacidae
Gene: KLHL24
Product: kelch like family member 24
Exons: 8
Coding region: 314-2116 (600 amino acids)
Molecular function (GO): protein binding
Source: RefSeq, a predicted model, not a curated record
GCGGUGGCGGAGAGGCCCCAAGCGCACCGCACCGCUCCGCUCCCCUCCCCUCCUCGCCGGACCCGACCCGACCCCACACCGCGGGCAGCAGCUCCCGUGGGUCGCGGCGCGGCGGGAUCCGCUCCCGGCUGUGGUCACUGGUCCAGCCACGCCAGGCCAGCGCUGGUGCUGGGGUGACACGGCGGAGGGCACGCAGGGUGGACACCACCUCCUCUGACAGCAGCAGCAGCCCAGCCCAGCUUCAGACCGUAGCACUGCGAAGGAGAAACUCUGCAAACUUUUCUCAAUGACUCUAUAGCCAUCUGAUGUAACAAUGGUACUAAUAUUGGGACGCAGACUGAAUAGAGAGGAGAGCGGGAUACGAGAUUCCCCUGCAACCAAGCGGAAAGUUUUUGAAAUGGACCCAAAAUCGUUGUCAGGCCCUGAGUUUUUUGACUUCUCCUCGGGAUCAUCCCACGCCGAAAGCAUUCUGCAGAUCUUCAAUGAAUUUCGAGACAGCCGGUUGUUCACGGAUGUCAUUAUCUGCGUGGAAGGAAGGGAGUUUCCCUGCCAUCGUGCUGUCCUCUCAGCCUGCAGCAGCUACUUCAGAGCCAUGUUCUGCAACGAUCACAGAGAGAGCAGGGAGAUGUUGGUGGAGAUCAACGGCAUUCUUGCUGAAGCUAUGGAUUGCUUCUUACAGUACGUAUACACUGGCAAGGUGAAAAUCACUACGGAGAACGUGCAGUAUCUCUUUGAAACCUCGAGUCUCUUUCAGAUUAGCGUUCUGCGCGACGCCUGUGCCAAGUUCCUGGAAGAACAGCUGGAUCCUUGCAACUGCCUGGGAAUCCAGCGCUUUGCAGAUACGCACUCGCUCAAGACACUCUUCACCAAGUGCAGGAAUUUUGCGCUGCAGACCUUUGAGGACGUGUCCCAGCACGAAGAAUUCCUCGAACUGGGGAAGGAUGAGCUCAUUGAUUACAUUUGCAGCGACGAACUGGUGAUCAGCAAGGAAGAGAUGGUGUUUGAAGCCGUCAUGCGCUGGGUGUACCGGGCAGUCGAGCUGCGAAGACCAGUGUUACAUGAACUUCUGACGCACGUCAGGCUCCCCUUGUUACACCCAAACUACUUUGUUCAGACUGUGGAAGUGGACCAGCUGAUUCAGAACUCCCCGGAGUGCUAUCAACUGCUGCACGAAGCCAGGCGAUACCACAUCCUUGGGAAUGAGAUGAUGUCUCCCAGAACUAGGCCACGCAGAUCAACUGGUUAUUCCGAGGUGAUAGUUGUUGUUGGAGGCUGUGAACGAGUUGGAGGGUUUAAUUUGCCAUAUACUGAGUGCUACGAUCCUGUAACAGGAGAGUGGAAAUCACUGGCCAAACUUCCAGAAUUCACCAAGUCUGAGUAUGCAGUGUGUGCUCUACGGAAUGAUAUUCUUGUUUCAGGUGGAAGAAUCAAUAGCCGGGAUGUUUGGAUUUAUAACUCUCAACUUAACAUUUGGAUCAGAGUUGCCUCCUUAAAUAAAGGCAGAUGGCGCCAUAAAAUGGCUGUUCUUCUGGGUAAAGUAUAUGUUGUUGGAGGCUAUGAUGGGCAGAACCGUCUCAGCAGCGUAGAGUGUUACGAUUCCUUUUCCAAUCGAUGGACAGAGGUGGCUCCCCUGAAAGAAGCUGUGAGCUCCCCAGCAGUCACCAGCUGUGCUGGCAAACUGUUUGUGAUCGGUGGUGGUCCUGAUGACAACACAUGUUCUGACAAGGUUCAGUCUUACGACCCAGAUACUAACACUUGGUUGCUCCGUGCAACUAUCCCUAUCGCAAAAAGAUGUAUUACGGCUGUGUCUCUGAACAACCUGAUCUACGUUGCCGGGGGGCUUACCAAAGCAAUAUACUGCUAUGAUCCGGUUGAGGACUACUGGAUGCACGUACAGAAUACAUUCAGCAGACAGGAGAAUUGUGGCAUGUCUGUGUGUAAUGGAAAAAUCUAUAUCCUUGGUGGAAGACGAGAAAACGGUGAAGCCACAGACACUAUUCUUUGUUAUGACCCUGCAACGGGCAUUAUCACAGGAGUAGCAGCCAUGCCCAGGCCAGUAUCGUAUCACGGCUGUGUGACGAUUCAUAGAUAUAAUGAAAAAGGCUUUAAACUGUAAAUUUUUUUUCUCGAAAAAAAAGAAGAUGGCAUGAAUGAAUCCCGUGGUCUGCUGCAAGACAGGCUUUUUAAAGAUUCCUGAAGUGGGAAAAUGCCCUUUCCCUACCUACGUGUCGUAUGAAAAUUGUAUCCUGCGCCUUUAGAAAAAAGGGUUAAUUUAACUUAAAAAAACAAGUCUACAAAUCUAUCCAGUAACCAGAGUUCAGUUUUAUCUGCUGUGAGAGAGCAGUUGUACUAGGAUUCAGAAAGUUUGCUUUGUGUAUGAUCAGUAAUUAAAAUCUUGGAAGCCUUGUGGGGAAAGUGCCUUCACAAGCAUUUGUGCCUGUGUCUUAAGAAUUGAUAUCUGCAAGGUGUUCCGAUUCUGCUAAUUGGAAAAAUAAAUAGGCAGGUAAAUUCCAAAGAAUCAUCUAGGAUAAUUGUCUACAAAUUAAAAAAGCUUAUAUAAUUGUAAUUUAUAUGCACAGCAAUCUUACAAGCAGAUUACUUGGUUUACAAGGAGACUGUUAGAUCAUGCAUUAUUUGGAAUUACAAAAAGAAAACAAAACAGGCUAUAUAGGACAGAUAUUAGAAUCUUUGAGGAAUGCUUUUUUUCUGAAGGAGAAACUGUUUUUUAGUGAGCCAUUACAACGUUUUGAAGUGAUGAUUGUGUACCUUAACACUAUGGACCUUAUUCAUAGUGUUGCUAAAUGUUCAUGCGAAGUACAAGGCUCCAUAACACAGAAAACUAGUGACCACUGGGGCGUAGGCAUGCGUCUGUGAAGCAAACUUCGAAUCCCAGUUCUUAACUUCUUGACUAGUAUGGCUGAAGUCUGAAAGUUAUUGGGUUCGCUCUUUGCUCACGGCAAAGUCUCUCUAAACUAUUGGAGGAACAAAGGAUGAUGAACUCUGGAUUCUUCUGCUUUUCUGAAUCACGUUACUUAAAUUAUCUGGUGAUAGAGGUGGGGACCUGGGCUGUGCCCCGUAGCUUGUAAAUUGGUCUUUCGGAUGGCUCAGCUGCAGAGAUGGCAGAGUACCCACCAAGUAUUUCUUGGCCUUUCUUCAGACAAUCACUCUAGCACAGUUAAACUACUGUAUAAGCUGCUUGGCCACGGAUAAAGGAGUUCUGGGAAGGUCCCUCCUCUCACCAGAAAAAUAUCUGUGAACCUGUCCACGUAGCCAUAAGAGGUAACUCCCACAGAACAUGUUUUGGCUAAUUUUGAAGCCUAGGAAGCACCUGUAUUUUGACUACCCCACCCCCUCUUUUUUUUUUUUUAAGUCCUUCCUAGAUUUCUGUACUAGGUUGCUUUAUUUCCAGUACACAGUUGCAUAGUUGAGGCACAAGUUGAUAAAAACUGAAAUAGCACUUGAGAGUUGGAAAAUGAAUAGGAGUGUCUGUGUACCAAUUUCCUAUUAAUCACCAAAAACCUCAGGAACUGCCUUUCAAAGGAAUUCUGAGGACAGCAGCCAGUAGGGAAGUUGGUCAGUGCCAGGGUAGGGGAAAAAAACCAAAAUCCUAAGGCCCCUGCAGAGACAUCCCUGGCCUCAGGGCUCUGGACUCCGUGCUUGCUCAGGAGGGUGAAAACAAGCACCAUCUCUGGAACGUCGUUUGUUCCACUGGACUUUCUUCAUCUGUUUUCCCAGAGUAUUUCUUCACGAGAUGGAAAUUCUGACCCUCAGUGAAACUCUGCCAAACUGGGAGUCAUCAUUUUCAGUACCAUAUGGUCAUGACUUUUAAAGAGCACUGGGAGCUGCACUUUGUGAUGCAUUAACUUGUAACCUCAGGAAAGGACACAAAUUUCAGUUUCUGGCUGAAUACCAAACACUGCUUUGUAUAUGUUAAGAAUACUCAUAAAAUACAAAUCUUGGCGUAUCAGUGAUGUAAUUAGGAAGUCAGUCCCUGAGCAUGUACACUCAGAUUGCCCUAAAAGAAAGUCCCUUGGUAGUGUAAGACAAAAGAAUCAGAUAAAUUAAUCCUUUUCUGAGUUUCUUGUGUUUCUGCUUGCCAAGCGUUACUUGGAAAAGGUAAUUUCAGUACCUGUGAAUAAGGUCCAUUGAUAGCAAUGGUAAUUGCCCAGUAACUGUUACUAUAUACUAACACUGUAUAUAACUUGUGCCAUCAUUGUAAAUGAAAAUGUAAAAAAAAUAAUAUAGGAGCACUUCAUUAGAGAUGCAAUUUGAAAAAUACUAUCCUUUCCUUUGAUUUCCUUCUUGUUUGUUUUAAGAUUUGUACUGUUGAUUGUCAUGCUAAGCUGUUCUUUAUUCUGUAGGUGUAGAACAAUGUCAUCCAUGUAUGAGGAUCUCUUAAUCUGUGUUUAUAAUACUGCACUACUCUGUAAAUAACAAGAUAAUUGCUUUCUAUGGUUUUGAAGAUUCAUUUUAUAGCUCAGUUGUCUUUUCUUAACAAUUUAUGUACUGUUACCUAUUAUUUUGAAAAUGACAGUGUUUAAUGAACCAGUAAAUGCAGAAACGUAGAAGAAAACUUCUGCUUACAAUUCCUGAGAACCUGUAUUCAGUGCUGAACUGUUACAUGCGUGGAGCAUUGCUAAAAUGGCAGUUACUCAGGCAGUGAUUUCCUUCAAAUAAGCAGUGAAUUAUUAUUUUUUUUUUUGCUUGUUAACUCUGUAAAUAAUUUGCACUUACAGCCUGCUCUUUUAGAAUAAUUAUUUUUAGAUGUACUAGAAAAGAACAAUUCAACUCUGGUUUAAUGAAAACUAUUUUUCUAGAAGGAUGCAUUAACUUUGAAGUCUCAUUCCUGAGCCACCUGUUCUCCGAUGCAUUUCACUUGGCUAGAGCUGAAUUCAAAGAUUUAAACUCUCACUAUUAUGCAUAUCUACCUGCUUGCAGUUUAUGGGCUUGAGCAGCAAGUUGGGAAAGGGGGGUGUCUCAGCUAGGAGAGAAAAUUAUUAACGUUGUCCAGUAUAAUCAAAAGAUUUCCAUCAUAAAUGGUAAUAGGUUUGGUAGCUCUGAGGUAGAGACACCUGCACAAAGACGUUAACUUCAUCUAACCACACAUGGGAAGAGGGCUCAGGUAUCUCCACGGUCAUACAAAAAAAAAAAAUAAUUCUAAGAGUUGUCUAAUAUUUCACUCCGCUAAACCGAUACUUAUCUUAAAAGUAUUUCCCUCAUUAAAAGAAGUGAGAGUAAAUGUUUUGCUUUUCCAUUUUGAUGUCUGCUUCGUGAGUUACAUCCUUCCGUUCUUAGCAAUGCGAUGUUAAUUGAAAAGAAAGUUGAUGUCUUCUUGGAGCCUGGCUUCAAGAAGGUUCUGAGUAAAUAACUUGAGUACUGCAUUAUAGUGCAGCCUGUAGCCUUCCGCUUCCACAGUACCGUGCAUUCCCUGGUUUUACAGCCAUCAAGCAUGUAACGUUGCCUGGUGAUUGUUUGGUUUUACCUGUGGGCUCUAUUGUUGGUAAUGGUUAGGCAGGUGAACUUGUGGGCUCUCUUCCAUUUGUACCAUCAGGUGGUUCACUCUAUACUAGGUGCCUGGUAGCUGCUUGGAGGAUUAGGUGCUGUGCUUUCAGCUCGAGCACCAAGGGUCCAGAGUGCUACUGUUUAUUUUUUUUUGUUUUAAUUAGCACCAACGCAGUUCUCAUCAAAGGCUGCUUUUUCUUCUGCUCUCUGAAGCACAGAUAUCUUUAAUGCAGAUUAUGUUGGAUAUGGACCCUUAUGAUAAUUUACUCAAGCUUUUUAUAUGGUAUUUUUAACACUGCGCAAUUUUGAGUUAGGCUGAUGACGUACGAAGAGGAGGUGCUCACCUUGACAGAGAUUCACAGAGGAAGCUUUGGUUCACUUAUGUUUGAGAGCUCCAGCUUCUUCCUCAAAAUAGUUGAGUUCACCACGAUAUCUUAGAUAAUUACUCAGUUUAUCCUGCUUUUGUUUUAUUCGAGUUACAAGGACAGAACAAGAAGUGGUGACUUCUUGUCACUGUGAACUUUGGGUUUCCCUCCUGCCCCGGGCACGGUGCUGUGCUGGAGCUGUCGCUCUCGGCGGGGAGGCAGAGACAGGAACUCACUGGGGUGAUAAAUGGCAGGGGAAAGGCAGUGCGUUUGGGGUGUGUGCCUUUGGCUGGGCUUGCUGAAACCAAGACACCCUGGAUGCUCCUAAGUUUGCAAUUUCAGAUGCUAAAACUCAGGUGGUAAAAAUAUUUCACGUUUGUCAACUCGCUGAACUCAGCUGGAGCAAUAAAGAUGCGUAUAAGGUCACGGUCUUCUAGUGGCAAUCUUCAAGAAAGCCAAAGCUUAAUUUUUCCUAAUUGCCCAACUGGGCAAGGAUAUAUAGGGUGUUUUUUUUUCUACCACUGGAGAUGGCACAAGCCAAUUCAAGAGCAUUAAGAAACUCACACAACUUGAUCACUGUGAGGCAAAACGAAAGUUUUCAUGUGAAUGUAGCCUCGUGCACUCAAGAAAGUACAAAUUAAAGGUUUGCUGUGCCUAGUUAAAAAAAUCUGAGCAAUAUAUGUUCAGAAAAGGAGUCUACAAGGUAAGAUGAGGUUUUUAAGCAGAAGUUUGCUGACUGGUUGGAGGCCAAGCAGUGAUUUAUUUAUAUUUUUUUAAAAUGUCUAGCACACAGGUUUCCUCAGUGUUGAAUUAUUUCAGGUGGCAUUAAUAAAAAUGGAUUUCGCUGUCAGUUUAUCGUGAUUGUGUCAGUGCCACGAGCGUUGCCACAAAAUAGUAAGCAGCCUCCUACCAACCCCAAACCAGGUGUGUGACCCACCUGUUCUCUGCACGCUGGCCUCGCAUCAGCCAUCUUCCAGAACUCAUGUUACACAAAGUCAUGUUACUUCAAAUAUAUAGCCCUGAUAACGUUGCUGUCUAAGAACUCUUAUUUGCAGGAAAGGUGGUUUUUUUUUUUUCUCUUUUUUUUUUUUCCUCUUUAACUCUAGUGCUCCAGUCUAUGGUCUUGUGUUUAUGUGUGCACAUCUGUGCGUGUGAAUAGUUCUGUGAUCAUUUUCUGCUAAGGCUGUUAUAAGUAAUGCACAUUAAAAGCUCCUGUGUACAGUAUGUUGAUAAUGUAAUUAUGGCUUACUCUGUAUUAUUAGUUCCAAAGAAAAUAAUGCGUGUUAAUUUUUAAAAUACCUGUGCCUUGAAUUCAUCUAUAUUUUUAUCUAUUAUGAUAAAGAGCUUAGAUUACUUCUCCCGGUUUAUCUUUAUUAGGAUCAGUCUUACUGUCUAGACUGUUGAUGUCCUUCUAAGAGAAAUAAAUCUUGCCAUUCAUUAACUAGAAUAGUUAAGCCUCGUGUUUAGAAUAUACCUAGGAUGCUUCCAUUUAUUACAGUGCUAUGGCAGAUUUAAUCUGGAAAAAUCAGUAUUUGUUUUUUCCUAUUUUUUGUUUUGCCCUCAGUGACAAAGGAUUUGAGGUUUAGUCUUUGACUUCCUGUCCUUAGCCUGUACAGUUUCUUGUUUUAGUCCGUAGCCUCUACGGUAUUUCUGAACGCUCUGACUUGUCAGUCAUGAACCUCUUGUUCAAUACACGCAAUACAAAGCAAUAAUAUGGUGCAGCAUGGCAAUAAGCAAAAUCAAGAGACUUGAAUGUAAUGUACCAUUACUAAUUUCAUCUGUGUAAAUGCUGGACUUAUGAGUCAUUCUCCUUUUGGUGCACCUGUAGCAAUUCGGAGUCAGCUUAAUAGGAGCUACUUGGCCAUGGAAAGAGUGUUUACCUCCUGGACUGUUACUUAUAUGAUAUUUUAUCUUUACCUGAAAUCAUGUUUUGAUUUUCCUUUUUUGCUGAGAAAGCAGCUCAUGUUUUUCCUUGCCAGUUCCUUUAUCUACUGAAGCAUAAAGGGUGUAGUUCCUCGAAGAGCUGAUCUUGUCUUCAAGAACAACCUGGUGUAGCACAAAUGACAUUUGAACAAAAACCAGUGCAGACCACUCGCUGUGCGCCAGAGUCAAUGUAACAUUAUCUCACAUAUAACAUUAAGGUCUUCAGAUUGUGCUGACAGUAGUAAAGUGAUUUUGUAACGUAGCGCAAUUGCAAUAACACCUGUUAUAUUUAAAUAUAUAUUUCUUGCAUAAUUCUUUGAAAGUUUUUUAAAGUUCAGUGUACCUAAUAAACAUUUGCCUUUUGAAUA